UGGGAGAAGGAAUUACCAAGCAUUUAAUAAGAUCAGUUCACAUGAUUAACAUAUGGAACCGAACAUAUGCAAAAUGUGAAAAACUUAAGAAAUAUUUAAACAAUUCUAAACGUUUAAAAUUAUGUAUGACUGCGAGAGAUGUUUUAUUGAAUUCUGAUAUUAUAUUCAUAUGUCUAUCAGAUAAUGAAGUUACUCGAAGGAUAAUAGAAUCAGAGUUUCAUGCCUUUAGUGAAACUGAAAAUAUUCUGCAGGAUAAGAUGAUUCUAGUUAUGUCUAGAAUUAAACCAGAAACGUCUGUAAUAUUCAGUGAAAAAAUUACAUCUAAAAAAGGAAAAUACUUGGAGUUAGCAUUUCAAGGUAACAUAAAGGACAUCACAGAAAGGUCUAUCACUUUAUUUACGGCUGGAGACGAGAGUCUAUUCAAUCUAUGUCAACCUUACUUUAAAGCUAUAAGUAAAGCUUCAUACUUCUUCAAUACAGCUGGGACUGGUCUUAAAAUGAACCUUAUUCUACAGAUGAUGAAAGCAGUUAACUUGGGAGCUCUUGCGGAAGGAAUGUCUUUAACCCAAAAACUUGGAAUUCCGUUCGAAAUAUUUUUAGAAAUUUUUGCUGGAGCUGAAAUUAAUAGUAGUUUUUUAAAAAACAAAGCCACGGCAAUUAUCAAAGAAACUUUUGUACCAGCGGAACAACCUCUACAACAAAUGCAAGCAGAAUUAAGAGAUGUAUUAGAUAUAUCUUUUCAACUUGACCAAUCAAUUCCUUUAACAAAUAUGGCACACGAAGUAUUUAAAGACUGUAAACGUCUACAGUAUGGAAGCUCUGAUGUAUCAGCUAUAUAUUUAAAGUAUAAAAAUUAUUAAUCAUUCAACAAUUAUUUCCCGAAAAAAAUCAGAAUAUUUGGAAAUAAAAUAAGAUAAACCGUUUUAGGAAUAAUUACUAAUAUUUUGUCGAAUUUUUAUUGUUUUGAUUUUAAUGUUAAUGACUGCAUCUGUAGUGAAAAAUGGAUUUUAGUCUAUUAACUCUUUCAUAAUUUUAACAAAGACAGCUGCAUUUAAGAUUCAGUACCAUGAAAAUAUACCAAUGUAGAAAAAAAAUUGGUAAUUUCGCUCAACUUUUGAUAAGCUAUUUUAUUUUUCAUUUAGACACUAGAUGGGUCUGCAACCAUUAUCAAUAGUGCCUUUUUGAUAAUUGUACCGAUUUAUUAAUAAUUUGUUUUAUUUGUUUGUUGAAGUGUUGCGAAUGCUUUUGAAUAAAUAUUGUUUUACAAUGGAAGUCUAUGAAUGUGAUUCAUCUAUUCC
Messenger RNA from Diorhabda sublineata, 1298 nucleotides. Its product is annotated as cytokine-like nuclear factor N-PAC. Lineage: Eukaryota; Metazoa; Arthropoda; Insecta; Coleoptera; Chrysomelidae. The record is from RefSeq and is a predicted model, not a curated record. Gene Ontology annotation, molecular function: NAD binding; NADP binding; oxidoreductase activity, acting on the CH-OH group of donors, NAD or NADP as acceptor. Bases 42 to 860 code for a protein of 272 amino acids. The transcript has 3 exons.